AUGAACAUAGCCGAUCUCAUUCCAAUCGAUCUUUCGAACGAUCGCGAAUAUCCGGCCGUGUGCAGUUCGCCGCUGAUCAUCGGUAACGAUGUAAGUCACCGGCCGAUAGAUGUUUCGUCCUCGGUUAGUUAUAUCCACGUCCCAACGCCAACGUUCGCCACGUUUGCUCCGGUGCCCGCUACACUGCCGGCGAUCUUCACCUCGCCAUCGUUCGAACGUCGCUAUCCGACGAGACGCACUACGAACCUUGGUGCCUCGUCCACCGCACACUAUUCCGUACCGAUUGCGGCCUCACCAACGCCACCACUAGCACCACUUCCACCGCCAUCAUUGCCAAGCUCCGGACACAAUGGGGACCCGUCCGGAACCACCAUUCCGGUCAGUGUGCUCAAACUGACGCCACCGCGAUCAUCUCCGCCUGCCACGUUGCUUCAGGCGAACGAUGCGAACCGUUCGCCAACGCCGGUGUUUGCGAUGGAUUUUACCCGCAUCAGUACUGGCCAGGGUGAAGAAGGUGAUCGUUUGGUGAAGAAUGUUGUGCUCUCGUUUGCCAACACAUCGAAAGAGUCCGACCACCCGUCGAUCGAGGGUGCGUUUUCCGGUGGUCAAAGUUUAGCUACCACAGCAACCACGUCGUCCAACUCUUCUAGCUCGUCUGCCGCCGAUGUACUGAACCAAUGCGAUGUUAGUCUCUGGAGAAAGCGUGCUCUGGAGAUCGAAAAAGAUUACAAAAAAUCAGCAUGCGAUCGCGAACGGACCAGGAUGCGUGAUAUGAACCGUGCCUUCGAUAUGCUACGCUCGAAGCUACCCAACAAGAAACCGUCCGGUAAAAAGUACUCCAAGAUCGAGUGUUUAAGGGUAGCAAUACAGUACAUACGGCAUCUCCAGCGUGAACUUGAAUAUCCCAUCACACCGUCGCCCGAACCGCACGAGUACAUGUACGAAAUGGUGACGCCGUUCAAUCAUAUCGCUGCACCGUCCGGCACGUACGUUGGGCUGGACACAAACAACAACAGUAUGCCGAUUGUUUCGGCACACUCCUUCACGGUGGUUCCUCCACCGAGACCGCCGGCACCGCAACCCAUCUUGGCACCGGCUUUGACAGCACCGCAGGCACCAGUUCCACCGACCGUGGCCCACAACCACCAGUGGUACAUAGCGAACAGUGCCGAUGGGUACAGUUACUACUAUCUACCUUAA
Anopheles maculipalpis is the source of this 1200-nucleotide messenger RNA. RefSeq lists its product as uncharacterized. Gene Ontology annotation, biological process: mesoderm formation; regulation of transcription by RNA polymerase II. Gene Ontology annotation, cellular component: nucleus. Gene Ontology annotation, molecular function: DNA-binding transcription factor activity, RNA polymerase II-specific; protein dimerization activity; RNA polymerase II cis-regulatory region sequence-specific DNA binding. The record is from RefSeq and is a predicted model, not a curated record. The transcript has 3 exons. The coding region runs from base 1 to 1200 and encodes 399 amino acids. NCBI's taxonomy places the organism in Eukaryota, Metazoa, Arthropoda, Insecta, Diptera, Culicidae.